AUGCCUUCAGGUGACUUGGUGUCUCUUGAGAUGCACCCUUCUACCAUGCCCACAUUUGGUACCAAGCAGGCCAAUACCAUCUGGAUUGAGUUUGUGACAACCAGUGAUGAUAACGUUGAAAGGAUUGUAGACAAGCGGAAGAACAAGAAGGGAAAAUGGGAGUACUUGAUCCGAUGGAAAGGGUACGGGAGCACCGAGGACACUUGGGAGCCGGAGCACCACCUCUUGCACUGUGAGGAGUUCAUCGAUGAGUUCAAUGGUCUGCAUGUGUCCAAGGACAAGAAGAUCAAGUCGGGGAAGCAGCCGAGUGCCUCCAAGCUCUUGCGUGACAGUCGAGGGCCGUCGGUCGACAAGCUGUCCCACAGACCUUCAGAAUCGGGAAAGAGCAAAGGGACUUCCCAUAAACGGAAGCGAAUAAACCCUUCGCUGCCCAAGCCAAAAAAAGGGUAUUCCACGAAACCCCCUGCCGGAGGUGACAGGGCCACCAAGACUGUGUCUUACAGGACUACUCCGAGUGGUUUGCAAAUCAUGCCCCUGAAGAAGGUUCAGAAUGGGAUGGAGAAUGGGGACGCCGGUUCCGAGAAGGAUGAGAGGCACUUUGGAAAUGGGUCUGAUCAGCCCGGCUUGGAUUUGAGUGACCACGUGGGUGAGCAUGAUGAGGGCGACAGUGAUGUGAACCACGAGCCACUGGUUGAGAACGGCCUUGGCUCUACACUGACCAACGGGCUGCACAGCCCCGUGAAGAGGAAGCUGGAAUCGGAGAAGGAUUACGUCUUUGACAAGAGGCUCAGGUACAGCGUCCGCCAGAACGAAAGCAACUGCCGGUUUCGAGACAUUGUGGUGCGGAAGGAAGAGGGGUUCACACACAUCCUGCUGUCCAGCCAGACCUCGGAUAAUAAUGCUCUGACACCAGAGAUCAUGAAGGAAGUCCGAAGAGCCCUCUGCAACGCAGCCACAGAUGACAGCAAACUUCUGCUCCUCAGCGCAGUCGGCAGUGUGUUCUGCAGCGGUUUGGACUAUUCCUACCUCAUUGGAAGACUGUCCAGCGACCGGCGGAAGGAGAGCACGCGGAUUGCAGAAGCUAUCAGGGACUUUGUGAAGGCCUUUAUCCAGUUUAAGAAGCCCAUUGUGGUGGCUAUCAAUGGGCCUGCCCUGGGCCUGGGCGCCUCCAUCCUGCCUCUGUGUGACAUUGUGUGGGCCAGUGAGAAGGCCUGGUUUCAGACUCCCUACGCUACCAUCCGCCUCACGCCGGCUGGCUGCUCCUCAUACACCUUCCCCCAGAUCUUGGGAGUUGCGCUGGCCAAUGAGAUGCUGUUCUGUGGAAGGAAGCUCACUGCCCAGGAAGCCUGCAGCCGGGGGCUUGUGUCCCAGGUCUUCUGGCCAACCACCUUCAGCCAGGAGGUCAUGCUGCGGGUCAAGGAGAUGGCGUCCUGCAGUGCUGUGGUGUUGGAGGAGUCCAAAUGCCUCGUUCGGAGCUUCCUGAAAUCGGUGCUUGAAGAUGUGAAUGAGAAAGAAUGCCUAAUGCUCAAGCAACUCUGGAGUUCCUCCAAAGGCCUCGACUCGCUGUUCAGCUACCUGCAAGACAAGAUUUAUGAGGUCUGAAGGGCCCUGGCUCACCUGGCCCAGAGCUCCCAGGGCGCCUGACUUCCAGCGUUGCCCUGUGUCUCAGAGAUCGGAGCACAGUGUAUGCCCUGCUGGCCAAGAAGCUUGUCAAGAUAUCUCUUUGUACCUAGGGUUGUGUCCAUUUCCUGUUGUCUUUUGAUUGCUCUUCAUUGGUUUGAUUUUUGUGUAACAGAUGGGAAUCAUAGAAUACUCAGCCUCCCCCCACUGGCCAGAGAGCUAUUGAGGGCUAUCUCUUCCAGGCUCUGCCAGAGAUCCCUGUCUUUUCCCCACUUGUUGAAAUGCACCACUGAGGUCCAGGAAGGGGGAGACCAAUGCCCCCUAUCCUUCUGACUCAGGCUGUGUCUGCACAGUGCCUCUGAUUGGGGGACCUGGCCGACAUGGUU
Molecule: messenger RNA, 2006 nt
Organism: Chrysochloris asiatica (Cape golden mole)
Lineage: Eukaryota; Metazoa; Chordata; Mammalia; Afrosoricida; Chrysochloridae
Gene: CDYL2
Product: chromodomain protein, Y-like 2
Exons: 8
Coding region: 1-1602 (533 amino acids)
Cellular component (GO): nucleus
Molecular function (GO): transcription corepressor activity
Source: RefSeq, a predicted model, not a curated record